CGGUUCCUGAUCACUGCGACUAAUACUAAAUGUAUCAAUCAAGUGAUGUCCGGGAUUACAAUCUCGACACUGUAGUCAAUCGUACAAUUUUCGCCGAAUCCUUGGAAUUCAAAAAUUGUCCAAAUGUCGGUCCUUCUCUAGUUGCCAAAACCGAUCUAAAAGCAGGCACUAAAGUGCUGGUAGAAAAGCCCAUAAUCUCAUACGAGUUGAAUCCCAAGGGCAGAUCCUCAGUUUCACCACAAUAUACAAAGAAGAUUUGGAAUGAAUUGUGCGCUAUUGUCCUCGAAAUCGAGCAAGAGCAGACACCAGACAUUAAAACCUCAUCAAAAAGUAGCGGUUACGAUAGUGAUGAAAGGGAUAGCGACUCUGAAUACGAGGACGACGAGGAUGAAGACUCGACAAAGCCAGUAUCAGCAUUCUGUCCUGGUGUUCCUGCUGCUAUGGUUGCUUAUUUGUCCAUAAGUCCACCUCCUACCUCGAAUCAACGCAAAAGCCCACAAAUGUGCGAUGCGACAAACCUGAAUUUUUUUUAUUAUCCUGAUCUCACCGAAUGGGCAGAUCACUCCACAGUAGCUUUGAUUCGCAGAACUGUUGAGAAAGCCAUCCUUGACAUACCUGCUUUCGGCCACAUUCAAGCUGCCGAUUUAAUUUCAUUUGUGCUCAAGAUCUAUUCUAAUGCUCAUACCGUUGCUUAUGAGAACAACCGUACACUACAGACUCACAGUAAGCGCAAACAACGCCGGGCAGACUACCAACAAAAGAUAGCUGUCAGUAGAUCACCACUAGAGCCCACUUUCUGGCCAUCUGAACCUGGUUCGAGAAUGCUGUCCAAGAUCAUACUGUUGCCGUGGGGGUCAAAGUUUGCUCAUUCAUGCUCACCCAACAUGUUUCUUCGAUAUGAACCAGCGACUAACACAAUGAUCCUCACUUUGAUCAAUGAUGUUAAGUCAGGCGAUUUGUUGACGUUUUCUUACCUUCCUGAAGACGAUACUAGUCUCGGCGGUCUUCUUUGUGGUACUACUCAAUCCCGGCGACACAAAACCUGGAACUUCAAAUUCUUCAACUGUAAUUGCGAUCGAUGCAUAGAUUUCGACUGGGCUAGAGGCGUUCAAUGUCAAAAAUGCAGCAGUGAUCGUUGCUUCCGAGAAGGUGGAGUCGCUCCCGAUGAACAGCGACAAUGGACCUGUCUAGACUGCAAACAAAAAUUCAAUGUGGACGAAAUAGAUUUCAUUGCCUGUGGAAGAGAGCACAACGUUCAACAAGUUGCUAUCGCUUUCGGAGUCCAUGUUAAAGGCACACCGGAGCAAAGUAUGAUACGCAUGAUGGAACCAUAUCUAAUGUCUCUACUUGAUCCAUCCACCGACCCUUACGAUAGCGAUGGCGAACUUAAAGAUCCAGUUCCUCCCAUACCCAAAAAUCAUUGGACAUUCGCUUACUUCCACUAUUUGCUGUCUGCCUAUCACUUGCAACUAUUUCCUGCGUACUUUAGUAGCGGUUUAGCGAAGCGACUCGGCAUGCUAGAGAAAGGAUUUGAUGAAGCCUAUGUAUAUAUAGACUGGCUCGACAAGAACCUAUUUACAGCGCCCAGCCACUUGAACGAUACUCCUGAAGUGAAUCAGAAUGGCACCAAGAUGUCAUCCUUUAUUGCCAGCUGGCACAUAGCUGAUAUUUGCAUUGAUGUCCUUCUGAAAGAAACCAAUCCAAAGGUGGCAAGAAAGGUAAAGGAGGAUGCUAGUGAAGACUCUAGUGAUAGUGAAGACGAAGUUCAACUCGACGAAAGUAUGAGCUCAAUGCACCUGCAUGACGGUACCCAACUUCAACCUAUUGCUCCGUCUUGCCUCGACAAGUGCGUGAAGAUGAUUGACAUCAUGCAACAUCACUGGAUUCCCCUCAUUGAAACAGUGUUCGAUACAAAUAAUGAAAAGGAUCCAUCCAAUAUCAUGGUUAUAAUGGUGAUCAAAAUUAGACAAUUUAUAGAGAGAGUGCAACAGCUUCAAGAUUUAAGCAUUUAGAUUUCCGUGUUCUAACGAUUGCUGCGAUGCUGAAUAUGUACAAUACAAUUUUUCAUUUAGAUAUUAUUCUGCC
This is a messenger RNA of Umbelopsis ramanniana AG, 2085 nucleotides long. RefSeq lists its product as uncharacterized. Gene Ontology annotation, molecular function: protein binding. The record is from RefSeq and is a predicted model, not a curated record. The transcript has a single exon. Bases 30 to 2012 code for a protein of 660 amino acids. NCBI's taxonomy places the organism in Eukaryota, Fungi, Mucoromycota, Umbelopsidomycetes, Umbelopsidales, Umbelopsidaceae. Gene Ontology annotation, cellular component: nucleus.